Molecule: messenger RNA, 1176 nt
Organism: Symbiodinium sp. CCMP2592
Lineage: Eukaryota; Dinophyceae; Suessiales; Symbiodiniaceae
Source: the annotation of a GenBank genome assembly
AUGGUGGAUUAUGUCUCCGAGGAGGCAGUGCAAGACGCAGCUUUGGUGCUAAAGGAGUUGUAUGCCAACUUCGGUGUAAAGCAGCCGGUGCUGACGAAAUACAGAGCUGCUUUCCAAUGGAUCCAGGAUGAGUAUGCUGUCCUCCCUGUCACGUCAAAGAAGAAAGAGAUCCAGGCAGGCCUGGACAGAGAUCCAAGCGGCUACAUUGAGAAGCAGGGCUAUGUAUGGAAUCAGACUUUGGAGAAAGAGUCAAAAGAGGUGCAGCUAUUGAAAGAUAUCCUGACGCUUUUGGCUGCUGCAGAUGCAGAUGGUGGGGAUGACGAUGCUGCGAGCUGCACAUCUUCGGAUUCAGGUGCCGAGGAAUCCGAGGUCGAAGCGGAGCCAGCAGAUACAGGGUCGGACAUGGAUACAUGUGACACUCAAAUUCCUUCGGAUUUGCUGUCUACUGCCCAAGAAUCUUUGGCGAAGAAAGUUUUGCCUCCGGUGCCAAAGUUUCUUGGGAUAUCGCGCUCUUGCUCAACAAAGGCUCCGAAGCCUGAGAUCCCAGAGAGAUCCGAGGCCCCGGUUUCGAAUGCACAGCCCGAAGCCUUACCCACAAGCUGCGACUCGAUUUCCGAGACCCCGUUGGAGUCUCCGAUUCCUGGGAAUCCCGAGAUUCAUGCAAAGCCCCAGACGACCCCUGUGGAGUUUCAGAUUCCGAAUCCCGAGAUCCAUGUGAAGCCUGAAUCGGUUCGCUCUGAGAUUCCCGAGCCCGAGAGCAACGCGAAGCCCAAGACCCCCGUGGACAUUCCAAAGCCCGAGACCCCGGUGGAUUCUGAGAUUCCGAAGCCUGAGACCAAUGUGAUGCGCGAGACCUUCGUGGACUGUCCCACCAAGGCCAAGCUCAAGACCCCAGUGGAGUCCCAGAUUCCGAAGCCUGAGACCCCAGUGGACCCGAAGCCCGAGACCCCAGUGGACUCCGAGAUUCCGAAGCCUGAGACCCCAGUGGACACGAAGCCCCAGACCACAGUGGACUCCGAGAUUCCGAAGCCCGAGACCCCAGUGGACUCCGAGAUUCCGAAGCCCGAGACGACCCCAGAUUCGGAUGCACACCCAGAAGCCAGCCCAAACAUGACUCUAGAGGUACGGCCAGCAGAUGCCCAGCCCACUCGCACAGCCGAGGCCUUCUGUUUAUAA